Messenger RNA from Clunio marinus, 315 nucleotides. The record is from the annotation of a GenBank genome assembly. Lineage: Eukaryota; Metazoa; Arthropoda; Insecta; Diptera; Chironomidae.
AUGGUUCAUGGAGAAGAAAGAACAUUUAUUGUCAGGCAAAACAAGUUUUUAUUGUUAGUUACAAAUGAUAAUUUCAGAAGCGAGUUGAACAUGAGAAAACCAUUUAAAAUUUUUGAAAGAAAUCAGGAUCAAAAUCACUUUAACUUGUGCUUAUCAAAAUUGAAGAAUGAACAAACCCAUAAAUGGAAACUUAAUCUUAAACAAUCUUUUCUUUCUCUUAUCAUAUUUACAAUAACUCAUGUGAUUGAAUGGAAAUGUUUUGAAGAAGAUGAAAACAAAAAUAUGAAGCGUGUAAAUGAAUUAUCUACGUCAUAA